Asparagus officinalis (garden asparagus) is the source of this 1698-nucleotide messenger RNA. RefSeq names its product 26S proteasome regulatory subunit 4 homolog B. Lineage: Eukaryota; Viridiplantae; Streptophyta; Magnoliopsida; Asparagales; Asparagaceae. The transcript has 8 exons. Gene Ontology annotation, molecular function: ATP hydrolysis activity; ATP binding; proteasome-activating activity. Gene Ontology annotation, biological process: proteasome-mediated ubiquitin-dependent protein catabolic process. Gene Ontology annotation, cellular component: proteasome regulatory particle, base subcomplex. The record is from RefSeq and is a predicted model, not a curated record. The coding region runs from base 101 to 1441 and encodes 446 amino acids.
AUUCAUCCCGAGCCGACGCCCAAAAAAUCCUCUCCCCUUCUCUGGCCUUCUUCUCCCCCUCCCCCAAACCCUAGACCAAUCUCCGAUCACCGCUGCUGCCAUGGGCCAAGGAACUCCGGGCGGUCUCAACAAGCAUAAUUUCCCCGGCGACCGCAAGAACGAUGGCGACAGCAAAAAGGACAAGAAAUUCGAGCCCUCGGCCCCUCCUUCCCGCGUCGGUCGCAAGCAACGCAAGCAAAAGGGCCCCGACGCCGCCGCAAGGCUCCCCGUCGUCACUCCGGUCACCAAGUGCAAGCUCCGCCUCCUCAAACUCGAGCGGAUCAAGGACUAUCUCUUGAUGGAGGAGGAGUUCGUCGCGAAUCAAGAGAGGUUGAAACCUCACGAGGAGAAAUCGGAGGAGGAUCGGUCGAAGGUCGAUGAUCUGCGAGGGUCGCCGAUGAGCGUUGGGAAUCUGGAGGAGUUGAUCGAUGAGAAUCACGCGAUUGUUUCGUCGUCGGUGGGGCCUGAGUAUUAUGUUAGUAUCCUUUCGUUUGUGGAUAAGGAUCAGCUGGAGCCUGGAUGCGCGAUUCUGAUGCAUAACAAGGUCCUUUCAGUUGUAGGCCUUCUUCAAGAUGAUGUGGAUCCUAUGGUUUCAGUUAUGAAAGUUGAAAAAGCUCCUUUAGAGUCAUAUGCUGAUAUUGGUGGACUGGAUGCUCAAAUUCAGGAAAUCAAAGAAGCAGUUGAACUUCCGUUAACCCAUCCUGAGCUCUAUGAAGAUAUUGGAAUUAAACCACCAAAAGGAGUUAUAUUAUAUGGAGAGCCUGGAACAGGGAAGACUUUACUCGCAAAAGCUGUAGCUAACUCCACAUCAGCGACUUUCUUGCGUGUUGUGGGAAGUGAAUUGAUCCAGAAAUACUUGGGCGAUGGGCCCAAACUUGUCAGAGAACUCUUUAGAGUUGCGGACGAUCAUUCACCAUCAAUUGUCUUCAUUGAUGAAAUUGAUGCCAUAGGUACUAAAAGAUAUGAUGCUCACUCUGGGGGAGAGCGUGAAAUACAAAGAACUAUGUUGGAAUUGCUCAAUCAAUUAGAUGGUUUUGACUCAAGAGGGGAUGUUAAGGUUAUUCUUGCGACGAACAAAAUUGAAAGUCUUGAUCCGGCCUUGCUUCGACCUGGAAGAAUUGAUAGGAAAAUUGAAUUUCCCCUUCCAGAUAUUAAAACGAGACGACGCAUUUUUCAGAUACAUACAUCCAGAAUGACACUGGCUGAUGAUGUCAACUUGGAAGAAUUUGUAAUGACUAAAGAUGAGUUCUCUGGAGCUGAUAUCAAGGCAAUCUGUACAGAAGCUGGCUUGCUAGCUCUGAGAGAGCGCAGAAUGAAGGUGACUCAUGUGGAUUUCAAGAAGGCGAAAGAGAAAGUCAUGUUUAAGAAGAAGGAAGGGGUGCCUGAGGGACUUUAUAUGUAAGAAAGAGCAGCCUCUAUAAGGAACAGGUGCUUAAACUGAAGACUUUGAGGCGCACAUACUACGUACAUGCGUAUGUUCUUACUCAGGGACCAGUAUUAAUUGUUAAAGUUGGCAUGUAAGAAUCGACUUGCUCCGCUGGGUCACUUUCCUUAGUGUGGUUGCCUUUCUUUUCCUGUACCGCUACGAGAGAAUGAAAACAGGGAUGUUGAUUUAAAUGCUUUAUCAUUAUUCUGCUGUCAUUAGAGACCUUUUGCUUG